UAACCCAAGCCCGUUCCAUUUUCCGUCUUCUGCUUCUUCUCUCCCACAUUCUACAUAUUCGUUAGAUAUAAAUACAUGAGCAAAGCUCAAGUUUUAGAAAGGCAUAGAAUCGAAAGGCAAGCACAAAGGUGUUUAUGAGAGCUAUAAAACACAAGCUACUUUUCAAUCCAAAGCCAGCAACAAUCAGAGCCAACGAUAUCAGAGCCCCUGCCUUCAUCAGAAAUAUCAUGUCUGAAUCAGAUCAAGCCCCUGCUUUUAACAGACCAAGAUUGGUGACCAAGAAGGUUCCAGCCAAACUUCAACAUGAAGGUGAUGGUGCUGUUGUUAGGAGAGGCAUUGGGAGGAGUGAAUUGAAGUCUUUGGAUCCUUUUCUGAUGUUAGAUGAUUUUUCAGUGGCUCCUCCUGCUGGAUUUCCUGAUCAUCCACACAGAGGUUUUGAGACUGUCACAUACAUGUUACAGGGAGGCAUGACUCAUCAAGAUUUUGCAGGCCAUAAGGGUACAAUUCGCCCGGGUGAUGUGCAGUGGAUGACAGCAGGCAGAGGAAUAAUCCACUCUGAAAUGCCUGCAGGAGAUGGAACAACUUCAAAGGGUUUACAGCUUUGGAUCAAUUUAUCCUCCAAAGACAAAAUGAUUGAACCAAGGUACCAAGAGCUUUUAAAGGAGGACAUAAAAAGGGCAGAGAGUGAUGGGGUGGAGGUCCGAGUUAUAGCAGGAGAAUCAAUGGGAGUCCGAUCCCCAGUUUUCACCAGAACUCCAGCAAUGUAUCUAGACUUCACUCUAAAACCCAGAGCUCAACUGCACCAGAAUAUCCCAGAAGCAUGGAAUUCCUUUGUGUAUGUAAUUGAAGGGGAAGGGGUGUUUGGCUCCCCCAACUCAUCAUCUGCAGCAGCCCACCAUGUCCUGGUUCUGAGUCCUGGAGAUGGUCUGAGUGUGUGGAACAGGUCUUCGAAGACUUUGAGGUUUGUGCUGGCUGCAGGGCAGCCGAUUAAUGAGCCAGUGGUUCAGUAUGGGCCUUUUGUGAUGAACACCCAAGCUGAAAUCGAUAGAACUAUUGAGGACUACCAACAUUGCAGAAAUGGGUUUGAAAUGGCCAAGAAUUGGAGAUCUCAAUGAGUUCAAAAGAGUUAAGAGGGGGGAAAAAAAUAAAUAAAAAAGGUGGUGUCUUUAUCACUUGUCUCUAUCUCCAUACAAUCAAGCAGGGGAAAGAAAGAUUUUUCCUGCUUUUAUUGGAGCUAGAGGUUCUAGAAACAUGAAUAUGGUUGUGACUCAGACUGAAGUCAUGAUGAUGGGUCAGCUUAUCCUUGUUAAUCUCUCUUCCGAGAACAUAUAUUUGUAUUAUUUUUAUUUAUUAAACAUUGGUGGCUGUUGAUGAUUUGGAUUUGAUUUUUCUUUCUUAUGAGAUUGUUUGGAUGAGAUCUUUUGUA
Molecule: messenger RNA, 1426 nt
Organism: Corylus avellana
Lineage: Eukaryota; Viridiplantae; Streptophyta; Magnoliopsida; Fagales; Betulaceae
Product: RmlC-like cupins superfamily protein
Source: RefSeq, a predicted model, not a curated record